This is a messenger RNA of Drosophila novamexicana, 401 nucleotides long. RefSeq lists its product as uncharacterized. The transcript is spliced from 2 exons. NCBI's taxonomy places the organism in Eukaryota, Metazoa, Arthropoda, Insecta, Diptera, Drosophilidae. The record is from RefSeq and is a predicted model, not a curated record. Bases 4 to 342 code for a protein of 112 amino acids.
AACAUGUCAGCGUGGGCAGUCUCCAAUACAAACCUCUAUGACGCCACGCCGAAUGCCGGUGGCGCCACAGGACCCAGACAUCGGCGGCUGCUGCGCCUGGCCUGGCAGACGCUCGCUGCCAGAUGCCAGCAGCUGGGGGAUUUUCUGAGGCGGGAGACGAAUAAGCCGCUGCCCAAAGAGCUGCGCCGAUCGUUGCGACUGAAUAAAUCGGCUAAACGGAAGGGCUAUCAGCAUUACGAGAGCGAGGCAGAUAGACGACGCAUCAAGGACUAUUUGAAUGAGCCCAUUAAUAUAUCGAUUCGAGUGGGACCUGCCUAUGAAUAUAGGCCUUCGAGUUAUUAGCCAAAUAAGACGUAAUUAGCCUUAAACUAUAGAAAUAUUAGAUAAUUACAUUAACUUUA